ACUCUUGUACCAUCUAGGUUGAAUGCAAAGUUGAUAUAGAUCACUUGAGAAAUUGUAGCAAAGAAAAGAGAAUAAACAGUAUUGACAUCUAAAGAUGUGGAUAUUAGCAACCUGCAACCGUACUAUUACUUUUAAAAAUGCAAGCAAAAUACUGGGGACAUGUGACCGAAAUUCUGCCCACAAGUUAUACGUAUCUGCCAGCCAUUAGCUGCCAAUGUAGUUCUACACUGGGACUCGCUACUUGUCUAUGCACUCUAAUGCCAUAAUAAGUUAUUGAUGAUUGCCAACUUGCAGGCUGUCUGCCUGUUACCAGUCAUGCUCGGGCGAUGACAGCCCAUUGUGUGGCUACUGCUCUAUGAACAAUUAGUGUGACAGUUCACAAGCAGACCAUACAUCAAAACCCAAGUGAAAGCAUCUGCAUCUUACUGUUAGAUAAUAGACUUAGCUUUGCAAUUUGCAAGAAUCUUGAGAAUAGAAUAUAAACAAAGUAAAGUGUAUGAAGAUGGAAACAUCUCUUUGAAAAGCUAGCAUGAUGAAGAUAUCUGUACAGAUGUCAAGCAUCUGACUAACUAAUGGAUUUCAAUUUAAUCCGUACUCUGUCACGUGCUUAAUCUGGAUUUUGUAAGUUGUUAAAGAACAAAGACUAUACUGGUCUAGUCCUGUCUGUGAGGAAAGCUCACCUACUCGGUCCAUGCUAUGGCCCUGAGGUGACUACUUCGUUAGAAGUUUGCAUGAUACCAGGAACCAAUUAGAUCUGAUCGAUUCUGUCAGUAGGGCUCCAGUAUGCACAUGCAUCAUGCCACAGUUUGGUGGUUGGAUUAUCUCUGAAUCAUCCACUACCUGUUGUGAUUAGCGAGACUGACCUUUGCUUACCGGGAGAGUGCCACAGGUGUCCAUAUCCACCUCAGUGAAAGAAUUUACUUCACUUGAGUCAGGCCAAGCCAGUUGCAACCAAAAGUCCAUUCUUUUGUCUCCUGGACCAUUCAAUUAUGAGACUGGUAUGCUUAUAUAAAACCAGGCCUUGCAUUUGAGGAUCUGAGCUACUGUCUGGCUUUCACCUCUGACUCCAGAUUGGCACUAGAGAGAUGGCCCUAAAGGUGUUCAAUUGGCUGAAUCGGAAGAUGCAUUCCAAUGCGGAGUACUGCACCAUUGAUGAUAAUAAGGCCAUGGAGAAGGAAGACUCUGUGCACGGGAGUGUGGCUGAGCAAGACACUGAAGCCCUGCUGCUCCGUGAUGUGCUUCUUAAUGGCAUACUUGCGAUUGGCACGCUUGGCCACAACGUGAACUCCCUUUGCCCUGAGGCCCGCCAUGAACAAGAUGAGUUCAUCGUCAUGGAUGAAGAAAAGGUGGACCAAGAAAAGUGCGAAGAGGAAAAGUGUGAGGACAAAGAAGAGGCAUUCGCUACAGCACCAAGUGCACCAGAACCUGCUACCGAACCUGCCAAGAUGCAUUCAUCGUCGAUGAAAGAAUACAACUUCACGUGUUCUGUAAAGGAAGAAAUCCUGAUGUGUGAAGUUGAAGUGGAGGAUGUCGCUAAAAUCCAGGAACAACCACUUCUGAUGGUAGAGAAGGUGGAAAAAGUGAGAACUACACUUGCUGAUCUAUUUGCAGCCGAAGCAUUCUCACCAAGCGAUACAGGGAAGGAGAGUCACCAGAAGACUGUCAUUAUUGCUGGGGCAUCCACUUCAAAACCUACAUUGUGCAUGGAAAAGACACAUAAAAAGAAGCCAAUAAAGCCAAUGCCAGAUCCUCUGAAGGCUACGAGAAAAUUAAGUCGAGCCGUGAAGAAGAUGCUGGGGAAGAAGAUCCACCCAGAGCAGCUCAGUGGACGUUGUAAUGCAGAGGAACCUCCUCUGCUUGGUGCGUAGGCUCGCGGACAAGUUUGUUUUCUCUUAUCUGGAUCAUGUUACAUUCCAUUGGAUCCCUACAGUGCCCCGGAUCUGGAUUCCGUUGCUGGAGAGAAGCAUCCAACCACAACGUACUACGUUCGUCGACAAUGUUUCCGUGCCUGAUCAGCUGCCUGUUCGCCCGCCAGUGACGAAGAAUAGCCUGCUGCCUAUAUCUAUCUAUCUAUCUAUCUAUCUUGUCUAUGUUAAUUACAUGUUGAUUCGUGUGUAAAGCUAAAGCUAGCUACAGUUGCAGUGUCCUGUCCUGUAAGAUUGAUGUUCUCGUAGUACUGCCUGUCUCGUCGUCUCCGUGUGUCGGUAUCAAUAAACCCUCCGCUUUAUCCA
Molecule: messenger RNA, 2231 nt
Organism: Triticum aestivum (bread wheat)
Lineage: Eukaryota; Viridiplantae; Streptophyta; Magnoliopsida; Poales; Poaceae
Product: protein TILLER ANGLE CONTROL 1
Exons: 5
Coding region: 1086-1868 (260 amino acids)
Biological process (GO): morphogenesis of a branching structure
Source: RefSeq, a predicted model, not a curated record